Molecule: messenger RNA, 4043 nt
Organism: Poecilia reticulata (guppy)
Lineage: Eukaryota; Metazoa; Chordata; Actinopteri; Cyprinodontiformes; Poeciliidae
Source: RefSeq, a predicted model, not a curated record
GUGCCAGACCCAGUGAUUGAAACUCGCACAGGAGUCAGAGGAAGAAGCAGAAAGGAGGGCCAUGGGGGUUUGCCUUGGUCAGGGUGUAUGUUGGCUGCUGCCUUUCCUCUUCUUGCUGCUUAUGAUCACAGUGUCCUCCACCCAAAGUCAAGGAUGUCCCCAGCGUUGUGACUGCAUUGCGAAGCUGAAGACCGUGUCCUGCUUUGGCAAACGUCUGUCCUCCUUGCCGGAGGGAAUCCCGCCUGACACCAAAGUUUUGGACCUGAGUGGGAAUAGACUUCGCUGGAUAGAACAGGAUGAUCUUCUUCCAUAUACACGCCUGGAGAAACUGGAACUCAGUGAUAACAUGAUCAGCGUCCUGGAGCCAAAUGCGUUUUCCAGUCUUCAGAACUUGCAGUCACUUUCACUGAGGGGUAACCAGCUAAAACUGGUUCCCAUGGGAGCUUUCUCACGUCUCUCCAACCUCACCUCCUUAGAUUUGAGUGGAAAUAAGAUUGUAAUUCUUUUGGACUUCACUUUCCAAGACCUAAAAAGUCUUAAGAACCUGGAGGUUGGUGACAAUGAUCUGGUUUACAUUUCCAACAAGGCUUUUCUGGGAUUAGUAGGACUCAAGGAGCUGACAAUUGAGAGAUGCAACCUGACGUCAGUGUCCAGCCAAUCGUUAUCCUAUCUGCACAGCCUGGUGACUCUGCGACUCAGGUACCUUAGCAUCUCUUCCUUAGACGACCAGAACUUUCGAAAACUUGGAAACCUUAGAGGUCUGGAGAUUGAUCAUUGGCCCUUUUUGGAAUAUAUCUCCCCUCAUAGCCUUCAAGGUCUUAAUUUGUCGUGGCUGUCCAUUACUCACACCAACAUCACCUCUGUGCCCACUUCUGCCCUUCGUAGUUUGGCUCACCUCACUAGCCUCAACCUCUCCCAUAAUCCAAUCACUGUGUUAGAGUCCUGGGGUCUGCGGGAUCUCAUCAGACUGAAGGAGCUGCAUCUGGUGAACACCAACCUGGCAGUAGUUCAACCUUAUGCACUAGGUGGUCUGAGGCAAAUCCGCCUUCUUAAUCUUUCGACCAACAGCUUAGUGACCUUGGAAGAGGGAGCCUUUCAGUCAGUCAACACUCUUGAGACGCUGCGCUUGGACAGAAACCCUCUUGCCUGUGACUGCCGCCUGCUCUGGAUCCUUCAGCGUAGGAAGACCCUUAAUUUUGAUGGUGCCUCCCCUGUGUGCAUGGCCCCUGUUGAAGUCCAAGGUCGGGCUCUUAGCGCUUUCACCGACUCAGCUCUUUUUGACCACUUUACUUGCCAGAAGCCUAAAAUUCGCAACAGGAAACUGCAGCAAAUUUCAGCCCGCGAAGGGCAAGUAGUGUCGUUUAUCUGCAGAGCAGAAGGUGAGCCUACGCCGGUGAUAUUCUGGAUUUCUCCUCAGCGUCGACGCAUAACCACAAAGAGCAGUGGGCGACUGACUGUGUUACCAGAGGGCACUCUAGAAAUACGCUACGCCCAGGUAACUGAUAGUGGAACUUACAUAUGCAUCGCUAGCAAUGCUGGUGGGAAUGACACCUACUUUGCUACGCUCACAGUCAGUGGGCUACCGCUGGAUGCAGCACUCAUGGCCAACCGCACCUAUUAUGCCGGGGACCUUAAUGACACAAAUCUGAAUGACACCAGGGUGUUCUUGAAGUUUACCCUUGACCUCAAGACCAUUCUAAUAUCUACAGCUAUGGGCUGUAUCAUGUUUCUGGGAGUGGUCUUGUUCUGCUUCAUCCUGCUAUUUGUGUGGAGUCGGGGUAGAGGACAGCACAAGAACAACUUCUCAGUUGAGUAUUCUUUCAGAAAAGUGGACGGACCAGCAACCAGCGGAGGACAGGGGGGGGCACGAAAGUUCAACAUGAAAAUGAUUUGAUUCUGCAGAAGCCCCGGUGUUUUUCCCUGCUUCAGUAUAAGACGCAAAUUAACAGAACAAAUAAAAUUUGUGCGAAACAACCCACGGGACACUUUAUUAGGAUGAGGUUUUGUUUAAAGAAACUUGUGCUUGCAUGCAAAAUGUCAAACUACAGUAUGAUGCUUUGAUACAUUUCUACUGCUCUUUGUUUUGUUCAUAUAAUUGUGUAUAUAAGUUUUAUUCCAGAGAAGGAAGUCUCAAAACUUUGAACAGACUGUUAAAAGACAAGCAACGUAAGCCCCCCAACGUCCCACACGUGUUUAACCUUUACGAAGGCCAACGCACUUCUUUCCUGAAAGGAACCGUCAUCCUCACCUUUGAAGGGCCACAUUCAAACUGACUCAAGCACUCCAAGCUGAUGAAAACAUAAUUAGAUGGUGGUGCUCAGUAAUUGCCAAGGACUUGCCAAUAUAUAUUUAGAUAAUUCCAGCUAUUUGGUGCAUAUUUAGAGCUCAAUACAGUUACAACGCCUUUACUUAUGCUGACUGUGAUUUUACUAAAGGAUUUUUGAAAAUAGACCAACUUAGUACCAGACUCUACAUCACUGCCAAUUUGACCACAGAGCACCAUGCACAGCACUGGCCACAUUUAUUGGCACCAGGGUUAAUAGAUUUGUAAAAUGCCUAAAAAAUUAUUGAUCUUUAGUUGCAGAAGCAUGAUCUCCCACAGACAUCUUAGGAAAAACCCAAUCUUUUUGUCGAUAAUAUUUUUGCAUUGGGAAACAAAAUGCCUUUAAUUAAAUUAAUAAAAUGUAUACUUUUUUUAGGUCAGAAAUUGUGUGAAUGACCUACGAAUUAUUAAUAUAUUACGUUCUCUUUUUCUAUUGUAUAAAUUUAACAAAGGAGGCCAAUUUUUUACUCCCUGCAUGGACAAGGACUCAUGUUUAUUUUACCAUGAGGACGAGCCUUAAUUUAAAUAAAUAAUGACCCUGUUAGAGAUGUGCAGCAAAGUGGGGCAUCUUAGGGACACCAAGUCUCUAUAAUAUACUGCAGAUGAUUGUUUGGGAGUUAUAUUAGCAAAAAUAUUAGCCUGCAAUCACCAACACAAAUUUUAGGGUUUGUUGAACUCUAGAGGAACCAAGGGCUUUGUUAAGAUGAGCCUAAGAUUGAGCUUUUUUGUCACAAAAAAACAUGGUGGAAAAGCCCCUUAUACCUACAAAGAAUGCAUGGUUUUAUGAACUCUUUGAAAUAUCAUAACAUUUGAAAUAAAAAUGUUUAACAAGAUACUGAUCCAAACCAUGAGGCUGAAUCAGCCCAGAAAUGGUUUACCAUAAAUCCUACCUUCUUCAGUGACUUCUCUGUGUGCUCUGACCUUGUGAAAUUUUAUACACGGAUUAGUGCUGCCCUACUGGUAAAAUAUGAAUACCUAGCAGUAGUAAAUUAGUAAAUGGAGGAGUACCAAUGAUUUAGUUAAAAACAAUGAUUUCCUUAUAUAAGAUUUCCCCCUCCCUACUAAGUUAGUGUGCUCAGAUUAUUAUUUUUUUCAAACUUUUCUGUGUGAGAAUUAACUGCUGCAAGGAAAGAUCAUUUUUAGGUUAUUUAUUCUUUACCAGGGUUGCCAAGAAACAUGUCAGCUUCUGUAAAAACCUGUGCAGAAGAGAAAAGCUACUUCUACCUGUAACAUCUGUUCACAGCGAACGUCGGAGUCAAGAUACUUUUUUAAGGACCCAAGUGAACACAUGUAUGAACACUGAAAAAUCAUGAAUUUUUUCAUUAUUAUUUUUGGUAAAUCUGUGCAAGAGUUUUACCCUCUUGGUCUAAAACAGAAAACUUUAACAGCGAAUGCAUGUACAGACUUUGGUUCAUACUUUAACAAUUUGUAUUUCUAAAACAAACAGCCGUUGGUGUUCUUUGAUCACCAAAAUUGUACAGACAGAGUAUGAUAAGAUGUAAUAUAUAUUUUGUAUUGCUGAUAUUGAAAUUAAUGUGACUGUUUAUAGUACUGUUGAGUGAUUAAUCUGACUUUACUGCUCUACCGUUAUUAAACUGCUAAAGUAUCAUUCGGUAAACAGUGAACUUCAGUGCAGCUGUAAACACGACUCUAAGUGUAUCAUGUUCGUCAUGUAAAUGUGGCUGCUCGCUGUAGUCAAUCAUAAAGGACAUUCACUGUG